Ictalurus punctatus (channel catfish) is the source of this 3026-nucleotide messenger RNA. Its product is annotated as histone-lysine N-methyltransferase PRDM9. NCBI's taxonomy places the organism in Eukaryota, Metazoa, Chordata, Actinopteri, Siluriformes, Ictaluridae. Gene Ontology annotation, molecular function: histone methyltransferase activity; RNA polymerase II cis-regulatory region sequence-specific DNA binding; DNA-binding transcription factor activity. The coding region runs from base 305 to 2137 and encodes 610 amino acids. The record is from RefSeq and is a predicted model, not a curated record. Gene Ontology annotation, biological process: regulation of transcription by RNA polymerase II. The transcript has 7 exons.
GUUAGUAUUAGUGUUAAUGUUAGAUUAGUGUUAGUUUAUUAGUAUUACUGGGAUGCUCCAGUAGGUGGCAGUGUGCAUGUCUGGUAUCCAGGCGCUGACAGCAGUAGAAGAAGCGCGCGCGGUAGUUUUCCUGACUGGAUUUCUGAUCUUUCAGACCCAGCUUCUUCAUCUCUUCCCGAAAUCAUUUCUCUCAGGGUUUUCCAGAGAAUAUUGGAUUUAAUCUGCUGUAAAAUAAAUAAAAGUGUCUGUAUGUGAGGUGUUUCACUACAUCGUGCUUUAAAGCUCGAGGACUAGCGGGGAAACCAUGAAGCCAUGCUCACUAGCGGGCAAGAACAUGCAGCUAAACGAGGACACCUGUGAAAGCAGCAUGCACAACGAACUGAAAAUUAUCUACAUUAAAGAAGAAGAACCUAACGAUGACGAGUACCUCUACUGUGAGGAUUGCAGAUGCUUUUUCUACAACAAGUGUGAGGUUCAUGGUGCAGCUCUCUUCAUCCAUGAUACCCCCGUUCCCAUGGGAGUCGCUGACAGAGCCAGACAAACCCUUCCUUUCGGUCUCGAGGUUGGGCAGUCCGAUAUAUCCGGUGCAGGCCUGGGAGUGUUUAAUAAAGGGGACACCGUUCCAGUUGGUGCUCACUUUGGGCCCUACCAGGGAGAACUGGUAGACAAAGAGGAAGCCAUGAACAGUGGAUACUCUUGGGUGAUAUACAGGAACGGACAAUGUGAGAAGUACAUAGAUGCCAAAAGAGAGAUGUAUUCUAACUGGAUGAGGUAUGUGAAUUGUGCUCGUAAUGAUGAAGAACAGAAUCUGGUUGCGUUCCAGUAUCAAGGGGGGGUUAUCUACCGCUGCUGUCGAGCGAUAAAACCAGGACAGGAGCUCUUGGUGUGGUAUGAGGAGGACUACGCUCAAGAUCUCGGAAUUACCUUCGACUACCUCUGGAGCAAAAAGUGCUCUGCAAAUGAAAUGAACGACGCCCUGCAAGUCUUCUCCUGCUCCAUGUGUCAUCUUUCCUACACAGCUCAAAUUUACCUCCACAGACACAUGAGGAGAUGCCACCAUGAUGAAUAUGUGAGCAUGUUGCAAGAAGAAGAGAUUAAAUCCGAGAAUCUGGGGACCACAAGCAGCUCCGGUAGUGAGCAAGUGUCUUCUCAGAACAGUAGCACCUUUCAGGAAGAAAUGCACGACUGCCCAGAUUGUGGGAUGAGUUUUACUUUACCGAGCCACCUCGAAAUGCACCAGCGCGUUCACACGGGAGAAAAGCCGUAUCCCUGCCCACAGUGCGGGAAGAGUUUUACUCAACAGAGUAAUCUCCGAACGCACGUACGCAUUCAUACGGGAGAGAAGCCGUACCAGUGCUCAGACUGUAGCAAGAGUUUCACUCAUCGGAGUAGCCUCCAUCUGCAUCAGCGCAUUCACACGGGAGAGAGGCCGUACCACUGCUUAUAUUGUAGUAAGAGUUUUAUACAGCAGAGUGCUUUCCAGCAGCACCAGCGCAUUCACACGGGAGAGAAACCGUAUCAGUGCUCACAGUGUGCGAAGAGCUUUACUCAGAUGAGCUCGCUCCAACUACACCAGAGCACGCACACCGGAGAAAGGCCGUAUCAGUGCUUACAGUGCGGAAAGAGGUUUACUAGACAGAGUCAUCUCCAAACCCACCAAAGCACUCACACGGAAGAGAAACCGCAUCACUGCUCACAGUGCGAGAAGAGUUUUACGCUACGGAGUCAACUCCAAGCGCACGCUCGCAUCCACACAAGAGAGAAGCCGUAUCCUUGCUCACACUGUGGGAAGAACUUUCCUUUCCAGAGCCAUCUCCAAAUCCACGAGCGCAGUCACACCGGUGAGAAACCUUUUCACUGCUCAGUGUGUGGGAAGAGUUUUAUCGACAGAGGCACUCUCAAAACGCAUCAGCGCAUCCACACGGGAGAGCGGCCGUAUCGCUGCUCGGACUGUGGGAAGGCGUUUACUCAGAGGAGUUCUCUCCAGCGACACCAGCGACUUCACACAGAAGACAAGCUGUAUCACUGUUCAGGAUGUGGGCGGGGGUUUACUGAUUUAAGUACAUUUCAGACGCACAAGUGCACUUACGCGGAGCCAUCAGCUCGUGAUAUUGAUCUCGCAAAUCAAGAAACAUGACUAACAUUAUUGAUCAUCGGGUUAGUUGGAGUACUAAACGAGUCUUAUCCUGGUCUUGAACUCUUGUUGGAAGCAACAAAAAAAACCGUAUUGCAUAUAAUAUGAUAUUUUAUUUCAGUGUUUGUCUUUAAGAUUUCUAUUGCUUUAUAAAUCAUUCACGACGUCUAUACGAAACAUUUCAUUGGAAUUUAUAAUCCUUGAAUAAACUAACUUAACCUAUUUAAAUUUAAAGCAUCGUUAUGGCGUGGAGGUGUACAGCCAGUCAUUAAGAGAAAAAUGGUUGAGGAAGAAUUGGGCAAAAUGCUGGAGAUGCAAGUGAAAGAAGAGUCACUGUGACUGGAACCGUCCCAUCGUACGCGUGAGAAGGGGAGUUACAGUUCUGCGUGGAUUUUCGGUGCAUGAAUGUGGUUUAGAGAUUUGAUGCCUGUGCAAUGCUGCGUAUUUACAAGAUAUUAGAUAGGCUAGGUUCAGCUUGCUUUUAUUCAACACUGAAUUUAUUUAAGAGCUACUUGCAGUUCCUAUAUCUUUAGUCCAUGACCAGGAAAUAAAACACAGAUCUUAAACUACAGUUGGACCAAUCGAGGGGAGAGGAGUCAGCGGGCUUGAGUGUGAGGAUACAUUGAUGUUUCCUAUACUGAAGUAUUUUUGUUGUUGUACAGUGCAACAUAGCCUACAGUAGAAAUGUUGCACCUCGCUGAAAAAGUAAACAUUAAGGUAUGAGAUAGCGAUCAAUAAUGUUUAGCAUAUAAUCACUGUUGUAGCCUAUUGCAAGAAAAUAUCUUAGCAAGUGAAGAUAUCUAGAAUAAAGUAAAGGUUAUCUACUAUUUCUCAUUAUGAAGUUGUUAUAUAACAAAUAUAAGGACAUUAAACCUAUUUCUAGACAUCCGGA